Messenger RNA from Mollisia scopiformis, 1473 nucleotides. RefSeq names its product Metallo-dependent phosphatase. The record is from RefSeq and is a predicted model, not a curated record. Gene Ontology annotation, molecular function: protein serine/threonine phosphatase activity. The coding region runs from base 237 to 1199 and encodes 320 amino acids. The transcript is spliced from 4 exons. NCBI's taxonomy places the organism in Eukaryota, Fungi, Ascomycota, Leotiomycetes, Helotiales, Mollisiaceae. Gene Ontology annotation, biological process: peptidyl-serine dephosphorylation. Gene Ontology annotation, cellular component: FAR/SIP/STRIPAK complex.
CAAGAUCCAUGUUUGUCGAUUCCCAUACUCCCAUGUUGAGACAACAAGACUCACAUCACUGUCCGGCGACUCCUUCGCAUCAACUCAGGUAGCACUUCGACAGCAAGGCGACCAUGUUGUUGCGCCAGCAAGCAAUAUUGAAAGAAACCGCGUGUACAUGUACAAGCACGAACCCUCCUUCAAUCUGAGAGCUUCGUGGCGCCAAUCGCCGGAGAUAAUCUGGGCAACUUUGCAACAUGCCUGGCCUGCCGUCUUCUGUCGAUCUUGACGAAUGUAUAGAGAGCCUCUACAAGAAGAAUCUCCUCGCGGAAUCUAUCAUCGAAGCAAUAUGUGCGAAAACAAAGGAGCUGCUAAUGCAAGAAAGUAACGUCGUCCAUGUGCAAGCACCAGUGACUGUGGUGGGAGACAUACACGGCCAAUUCUAUGACCUAAUUGAGAUCUUCAAGAUUGGAGGAUUCUGUCCGGAUACCAACUACCUUUUCCUUGGCGAUUAUGUUGAUCGAGGCAUGUUUAGCGUCGAAACGAUUUCCCUUCUUGUUUGUCUGAAGCUACGAUACCCGCACCGAGUGCAUUUGAUACGAGGAAACCAUGAAUCGAGAGGAGUUACGCAGUCUUACGGCUUUUACACGGAAUGUUCGAGGAAGUAUGGAAACGCCAAUGUAUGGCACUACUUCACGGAUAUGUUUGACUUCCUUACUCUGAGUGUGGUCAUUAACGACCAAAUAUUUUGUGUGCAUGGAGGUCUUUCCCCUUCAAUCCACUCAAUCGAUCAAAUUAAAAUCAUUGACCGCUUCCGCGAAAUUCCCCACGAAGGCCCAAUGGCAGACCUCGUCUGGUCCGACCCCGACCCAGAACGCGACGAAUUCUCUCUCUCUCCUCGAGGAGCAGGUUAUACAUUUGGCGCACAAGUGGUCAAAAAAUUCCUAGAAGUAAACAAGAUGUCGCACAUCCUCCGCGCUCAUCAGCUCUGCCAAGAAGGCUACCAAGUCCUCUACGACGAUCGCCUGAGCACUGUGUGGUCUGCGCCGAAUUACUGCUAUAGAUGCGGAAACAUGGCGAGUGUGUUGGAAGUUAGUGACACUGGAGAGAGAUUCUUCAACGUCUUUGCGGCAGCUCCCGAGAAUGAUCUGCAUAAGGAUAAUCCUGGUGGACAAGAUAAGAUAGCAGAUGGCAGCGCGUUGCCAGACUACUUUUUGUAAAUGUCGAAGGUGGAUUUGUAUGAGAAAUGAGUAAAGAUAACAUGUGAGACGGUCUUUGACUUCUCCCUUGGAGUUUAUGGUGGAUAGAUUCAAGAAUACUUCCAGACUUCACAUUCCUCAUUCGAACAAAAGACACGAGUGCAAUGCGUGUGAAAUAUGCAAUGAAGUCCAUUUAUUCGUCACCAUCGUAAUUCCAUUGCAUCGUCAUUUCCCUAUAUCAUCCAUAAUUCAGACCCAUAUUUCCAUGCUGCAAAGAAAGGAAAUAAAGCUAGAA